AUGGCAGAGAAGGUAUCCUCGGGUGGUGAGAACAGUACCCAGCAACAAUAUACAGCCCCAGAGGCGAAGAUUUGCACUCAACACCAUGAAAUUGCCAAACCGAAGAUCAAUGGAGGUUUACAGGCUUGGUUGGCUGUGAUAGCUUUAUUCUGUGUUUUUGUAAACUCCUGGGGAAUUCUUACAACCUACGGCGCUUUCCAGGAGUACUAUACAACUGUCUUAUUGUCUGAUCAGUCGCCUUCGGCGAUCUCCUGGGUGGGAAGUGUUCAAGCAACGCUGAUCCCUAUGGUUGGUAUAGUUUCCGGGCCAUUGGUUGACUCAGGAUAUCUGCGCCCGUUGAUGGUGAUCGGGAGCUUCUUGACUGUCUUUGGAUUGAUGAUGACCAGUCUUGCGACAGAGUAUUACCAGAUUCUUCUCGCACAAGGAUUUUGUAUCGGAUUGGGUGGUGGCAUCUCCUACAUCCCAGCUCUGGCAGUGGUUUCAACAAGCUUCACCACCAAACGUCCCAUCGCGAUCGGCUGUGCAUCAAUUGGAUCUAGUAUUGGCGCGGUCAUCUUCCCCGUGAUGUUCCGCCAACUGCAGCCCAAAAUCGGGUUCCCAUGGGCAGUGCGUUGCAUCGGCUUCGUAAGCCUGUUGAUGGCCAUCAUCGCCUGUUCAAUCCUCUGUUGCCGCCCAGUCCAUCAAUCUCGAGCACGCAGCCUGAUCGACUGGACCGCAUUCCGCGAGCCGCCAUUUAUGCUUUUCUCAGUAUCGCUUACUUGCGUGAUGCUGGCAUACUACGUCCCCAUCUUCUAUGUCGCCUCCUACGCCGAAACAGCCGUGCAAACAACGACCAGUCUGGCAUUCUACAUGGUCGCUAUUGUGAAUGGGUCCUCCGUCUUCGGGCGCAUUGUCCCCUACUUACUCGUUGCGUAUGUGAAGCCGAUCAUCAUUUUGACGUUCUGUGUUACGGCCUCGGCUAUUGCAAUGUUCACUUGGAUUGCUGUCACCAACAUUCCCGGGUUUAUUGUGUGGGCGUGCUACUGGGGUAUUUUGAGUGGUGUGCUUGUGACAGCUCCAACUUCUAUUGUUGCGCAUCCGGUCUUUUGUCCUAAUCCGAGGUAUAUGGGCACUCGGCUGGGUAUGAUGUGGGGGAUUUCUUCGUUAGGUGCACUGGCUGGGGCACCGAUUGCGGGAGCGUUGAUCAAUCUUGACACGGCUUAUUUUCUACGAGCUCAGGUCUUUGCGGGGUGUAUGAUGGUCGGGGCUAUGUUGUUACAGUGUUGGCCGGCCUUGAAGGUCAUGAAAUAUGAUCGAGAUAAUCCUCGUUGA
This is a messenger RNA of Penicillium pulvis, 1311 nucleotides long. Its product is annotated as putative MFS monocarboxylate transporter. Bases 1 to 1311 code for a protein of 436 amino acids. The record is from RefSeq and is a predicted model, not a curated record. Gene Ontology annotation, cellular component: fungal-type vacuole membrane. NCBI's taxonomy places the organism in Eukaryota, Fungi, Ascomycota, Eurotiomycetes, Eurotiales, Aspergillaceae. The transcript is spliced from 3 exons. Gene Ontology annotation, molecular function: transmembrane transporter activity. Gene Ontology annotation, biological process: transmembrane transport.